AUGGCUAUUUCCGCCACCACCCAAUCCGCCCUUGUUGGCGGCUCCCAAGACGACAUCAUCCUGUCCACCUCCGCGCCGAUCCCCCAGCGGCUCGAGGAUGACCAAGUCGCAGUGGCCGUCAAGGCCAUCGCACUCAACCCGGUAGACACAAAAAUGCUCGGGGACUUCCACACCCCCGGUGCUGUCCUCGGAUGCGAAUUCUCCGGCGUCAUCACCUCCGCCGGACCCGUGGCCACCUCGGAAUGGGGCCUCCGCGAGGGGGACCGCGUCAGCGGCGCCAUCAUGGGCAUGAACCCCCUACGUCCCCAAAUCGGCGCCUUCGCCCAGCACACCGUCGCCCCCGCCCACGUCGUCCUCAAAGUCCGCGAGGACUGGGACUUCGCCCAGGGCGCCGGCAUGGGCAACGCCUGGUAUACCUCCGGAUGGGCGCUCUUCCACACCAUGGGCCUGCCCGCGGGCCCGCAGCUCGAGCCGCUCCACACCCUCGUCCCGCCACCCCCCGGUAACGCGGGCAAGCUGCCCAGCACCAACAAACCCAUCACUGUCCUCGUCAGCGGCGGCUCCAGCUCGACGGGCACCACGGCCGUGCAACUCCUCAAGCUGGCCGGCUACCACGUCAUCGCGACGUGCUCGGCGCGCAACUUCGACCUGGCGCGCCAGUACGGCGCCGACGAGGUCUUCGACCACAGCUCGCCGACCUGCGCGGCCGACAUCCGCGAGCGCACGCGCAACGCCCUGCGCUUCGCCCUGGACUGCAUCACCACCCCCGAGACGACCCGGCUGUGCUACGCGGCGCUGGGCCGCUCCGGCGGGCGCUACGUGUCGCUGGACCCGUUUAGUGAGGCGGUGGCUGCGACGAGGGGCGUGGUGCGUCCGGAUUGGGUGCUGGGUCCGGAGCUGGUGGGCGAGGAUAUUGCCUGGCCGGAGCCCCAUGGGAGGAAGGGGAAUCCCAAGGCGAGGGUUUUCUGUGAGGCGUGGACGAGGACGCUGCAGCGGUUGGUGGAUCAGGGGUUGGUGAAGACGCAUCCGCAACUGGUGAGGGAUACGGGGUUGAAGGGGGCGUUGGGUGGGCUGGAUGAUAUUAGGGCUAAGAAGGUCUCGGGGCAGAAGUUGGUUUACUUGUUGUGA
Molecule: messenger RNA, 1128 nt
Organism: Chaetomium globosum CBS 148.51
Lineage: Eukaryota; Fungi; Ascomycota; Sordariomycetes; Sordariales; Chaetomiaceae
Exons: 1
Coding region: 1-1128 (375 amino acids)
Molecular function (GO): oxidoreductase activity, acting on NAD(P)H
Source: RefSeq, a predicted model, not a curated record